Messenger RNA from Pogoniulus pusillus (Red-fronted tinkerbird), 815 nucleotides. RefSeq names its product tRNA splicing endonuclease subunit 15 (gene TSEN15). Gene Ontology annotation, molecular function: nucleic acid binding. The transcript has 4 exons. Gene Ontology annotation, biological process: tRNA splicing, via endonucleolytic cleavage and ligation. Bases 42 to 599 code for a protein of 185 amino acids. The record is from RefSeq and is a predicted model, not a curated record. Lineage: Eukaryota; Metazoa; Chordata; Aves; Piciformes; Lybiidae.
GUGCGCCGCCCGGAGCGAAGCCGCGUUGCACCGCGGAGCGCAUGGAGCCGGCGGCCGGGCCGGAGGUGGGCGGUUGUGCCCCGGCGGAGGGAACCUCCGAGGCAGGGCAGGAGCCAGGGGAACGGCAGGGCUGGGCGUGGUGGGCUGGCGGCAACUGGAUGGCGAAGCACCCCACGUUCACAGAAAUGAUGUCCCUUGAGAUAUCUGACAGUGCUCAAAUCUAUGCUGCAUUUGUGGUGUACCUGGACCUCUUAGAAGGGAGAAACUGGCAUGAAGUGAAGCACGUGGGAGUAGCAGAGCUGCAGCUCAUCUGUUUACAUGCACGCCAGAAGGAACAGGACAGCUUGCAAGUGAUGGUGCCGGUGCCUGUGCACAUAUCGCUGAGCCACGAGAGGAUCAGAGAGAUCGUGAGGAAGGCGUCGCUGCCGCCAGACGACCCUGACACCCCGCGGGCAGUUACUUUGGCCAUCGUUGAGUCAGAUUCCACAACAGUCUACUACAAAGUGACUGAUGGCUUUGUGCUACCAGAUCCUCCUGAUGACACCGAAGAGGCCAACAAUAAACAGUGGAGGAAGAAAAGAAAGAAGCUUUUCAAAUGAACAAGGCAAACAGACUUGUCUUGAACUGCUGUCCUCAAAGCUAAACAAACCCAGGGGAGGAGGUAAGGGCUGUGCUGGAGCUGCCCUCUGCACCUCAAGCUUUCCUUCACAGGGAGUGCAGCUGUGCCGUAGUGAAAUGCCAUUUAAAGUCUGCUGUGGGUCUCACUUUGGGCCAGAUUGCUCCUGACCAAUAAAUACAUUUGUGAGAUGCUUCCA